CCCCCCGCCGGGCCCCGCCCCCGUGCCCGGCCCCGCCCCCCGAGCCCCAGCCCCGCUCCCGCGCCCUAUUUGGGCAUCUGGGGGCGGCCGGCGGCGGGCAGGCUCCUGGGAGCCGGCGCCAGAGCGCAGCGGGGCGGCGGUGAGGCGCGGCCGACGCGCCGCCGGGAGCCGCAGGGAACAAUGGGAGUGGGCGCGCGCGGCGGCUGGGCCGCGCUGGUGCUGUGCGCGCUGCUGGUGCUGGCGCUGCUCAAGGCCGCCGUGGACAGCACGGGCCUGCACGGCUCUCCGGACUCUAAGAAGCUGUUGACUCCCGGAGACGACAGUGCUAACUCAACAGGGAACGCCACCGCGGUGACCUCCAGCCACAUGGGUGCGUCCCCAAACACAAACCCCAACAUGUCCACCCCUUCCCAAGUCCCCAGGACAGACGCCGUCAGCACCUCGAUGCCCAAAACAGCAUCCAGAGUGACAACCCGGGAGGCAUCCACGAAUACGACCUUCACCACCCACGUGUCCCACAGCGUGUCCCAUGUGCCGUCGACGAUGAGCACCGCCCACAACCAUUCGGCCACCUCGGUGUCUUCACCAGUGACAAUGACAGCAACUAUCAAUUCUAAAGAAAACCCAGGAUCAAAAUUUGACGUUGGCAGCUUUCUCGGUGGCAUCGUAUUAACGCUGGGAAUUCUGUCAAUCCUGUACUUUGGAUGCAAAACAUACUAUUCACGAAGAGGCAUUCGGUACAGAACCAUUGAUGAGCACGAUGCCAUCAUUUAAGGAACGCCAAGGACCAACAGAACAUGAGGACAGCCCUACGGAUGAAUCUGGACGAUUCUUGGAAAGAGUAUACACACAUCCUGCGUGUAACAUACAAUGUACUAUAUAAACAUGUAAACAGUCCUCAGGAUUACUAAAGGUAAAGAGACUUCGGGUUGGGUUUUUAAAUGAGCAUUUGCAGCAUACCGUUAAUGCAAUUUGAACACAAACAGUGCUGUUCUUGCUUCUGGGGCCUGGGUCACACUGGGGGAGUAACUCACGUGCCACUGGAGCGUGCAGACCGGGACACAGACCUUCACUGCUCCCCAGAGCCGGUGCUACCCUGAGCACUAAAGCCACACAGCAGAAAUUACAUGUCAGCCAGGUCUCCCGCAGAAUUGUAAAGCUCUGUGCUUGGGUUCAGAACGAGACACGUGGUCCCCACCCCCAGAGUCUGUGUCCUCCUUCCAGUGCCAGUCAGUCAGUCUUUCUCCUCUGUGUCAUUGCAGCAAAUUGUAACAGUGUAGUCAAGGUGUAGUCGGGUUAUGUGCCACUGUGAGAGUAUUGCCACUAUUAGAAAUGGCUUUGUUUCAUAAGCGCCAGUUACUUGUAGGUUUAGUGGAUCUUUUUAAGGGAUGGAGAGCUUCCUUCAGUAUCUAGGAUGGUUUAAUGUCAACAUGCUAAGGUAAGCCCCCUAAGAAGUGGGACUUCUCUAGACUUCUAGAAGGCUGUGUUGAUCAGGGAUGGGAGGGUACUCCACUCAGGCUACUAACCUACAGGAAGAAAAUGCUGUAUUUUUGUGUACUGUUGAUUUUACUCCAAUUUGGGGAAAUAGCAUUUUUAUACUAAAAAACCUUUUAUUUGAUUAAAUUCUUAGGAAGUUAAUACAAGAAAUUUUUACUAUUCUUCAGGCCUCUCCUGUAGAGGGGCACUUUGGGGCUGUAUUUUGCUAAUAGAAAAAGCACAGUAUUGUUGGAACACCAGUAUUAGUCAACAUAUUUUGGGGUGUUCGAUUUUAUAGUUUAUAUUACAGCAGUCAAAACUCAGGGUCAGGUUUUGACAAAGAAAGGCAUUUAGUCAUACGUAUGGCUACCCAAAGUUAAGUACAACCAGUUUCUGCCAAUCCAGAAAUAAGGUGUCCUAAUGAUCUUGUGUCUACACUGAAGAAGAUGUGACUUUUGUGACCAGCUUUUGGCUUUCAGAGGUCAAGAAUUUUGAUACAGAAAAAUCCCUCCUAGUCACUGUGCAUUGCGGCCCGCCGAGGUGAUGAGCGUGGGUAGUGGGGUGGGGCACAUGCAGUGCAAGACAGACGGGGGCUGAGUUAGUAACACGCAACGAGCCUACCUGGUCUUGAAACGACUUUCAGUGAAACUGUACAGCGAUGGGGGCCUUUUAAAUCUUCCUGCUUCCUCCAGAGUUCAGUACUUGAGGUCAGAACCUUUUAUUCCUGAAUACUUGUUUCUAUAGCACUUUGAAGAUGUAAAACCACUUUUUAAGUACUAAACGUCAUUAUAUGCCUUUAAAGGUUGAAAUAAUGUGUACAAUGUCUUCUCUCUGAUACUUUCAAAUACCAGUAUUAUUUGGAUGCAGCAGGUUUUUUGGUUAUCUGCAAAAAAAAAAAAA
Hyaena hyaena (striped hyena) is the source of this 2376-nucleotide messenger RNA. It is a transcript of the gene TMEM123, whose product is annotated as transmembrane protein 123. The transcript has 5 exons. Lineage: Eukaryota; Metazoa; Chordata; Mammalia; Carnivora; Hyaenidae. Bases 181 to 774 code for a protein of 197 amino acids. Gene Ontology annotation, cellular component: cytoplasmic vesicle. The record is from RefSeq and is a predicted model, not a curated record.